Molecule: messenger RNA, 2433 nt
Organism: Cottoperca gobio
Lineage: Eukaryota; Metazoa; Chordata; Actinopteri; Perciformes; Bovichtidae
Product: zinc finger and BTB domain-containing protein 26-like
Exons: 2
Coding region: 124-1401 (425 amino acids)
Biological process (GO): regulation of transcription by RNA polymerase II
Molecular function (GO): protein binding; RNA polymerase II cis-regulatory region sequence-specific DNA binding; DNA-binding transcription factor activity, RNA polymerase II-specific
Source: RefSeq, a predicted model, not a curated record
CGCAUCCGGAGCAGCGCGUUCAUAUCCCCGGACAGAGAGCCAGUGUCCUGCCGAUGACAACCCAUCUCUGACGGGUGUGUUUACAGAGGGUGAACAGGUGCGCUGCUGCUGGCCCGGUCCACGAUGGCCCAGAACCAGGUGAUCCUGCAAUUCCGCUUCGCCACAUUUGGGGACUCCAUGCUGCAGAAAAUGAACCUCCUACGACACCAGAGACGCUUCUGCGAUGUCACUGUGCGCAUCAACCAGCUGGAGGUCCCCGGUCACAAGGUAGUGUUUGCUGCCGGCUCGUCGUUCUUGAGGGACCAGUUCAUCCUUCAGCAGGACUCCAGGGAGGUCCAGAUCUCAAUGAUCCAGGAGGCGGAGGUGGGCCGGCAGCUGCUGCUGUCCUGCUACACGGGUCAGCUGGAGUUUCCUGAGCUGGAGCUGGUGCACUACCUCACCGUGGCCAGCUUCCUCCAAAUGGGCCACAUUGUGGAGCAGUGCACUCAAGCUCUCAGCAAGUUUAUCAAACCUGCACACAAGCUGGAGGUGGAUGUGGGUACGAGGAGGGAAAAAGAAGAGGGGUCAUCCUCCCAGACCAAGAGAGAGCAAGAGUGCUCUCAGGUUCGAACUGUCCAUCAGGAGGAGGACGAGGAGGAGGAGGUGCAGGUUGGGGGUGACAACAAUGAUGAUGAUGUGAUCAUACAGCCUAUGUCCCCUCUUCAGAUCUUAGGCAAACGUCCAAAGCAAGGCGUGGUGGAGAGUGAUAUCACUAUAGUAAAGGUGGAGUCUGUGUCUGACGGAGCAGAAAGCUCCAUCACUGGUCACUUCCCUACCAGCCCACGUCCUUCCCUCCACUCUCCUGAGCCCCAGCACUCCCUCAUCAACUCCACUGUGGACAGUCGUGGCAGUGACACGGCGGUUCCACCUGGCGUGGCCAGAUACCCGCUCAGUCCUCCGCCUCCAUCCCCUCCUGCAGAGAAACACAGUGUGCACCAGAGGAGCUACGACAAACCUCUGCAGUGGUACCACCAGUGCCCCAAGUGCACCCGGGUCUUCCGCCAGCUGGAGAACUACGCAAACCACCUCAAGAUGCACAAGCUGUUCAUGUGCCUGCUCUGCGGCAAGACCUUCACGCAGAAGGGCAACCUGCACCGACACAUGCGCGUCCACGCCGGCAUCAAACCCUUCCAGUGUAAAAUCUGUGGGAAGACCUUCACUCAAAAGUGUUCUUUGCUGGAUCACCUAAACCUGCACAGUGGGGACAAGCCACACCGCUGCAACUACUGCGACAUGGUCUUCGCUCACAAGCCUGUUCUCCGCAAGCACCUAAAACAGAUCCACGGGAAGAACAGCUUCGACAACGCGAAUGAACGCAACCUGCACGACGGAGGGCUUGACUUUGAUUUUGGGCAAAUCUGAAAUAUUUGGACUUUUUUCAGUAGAAUGUCAUGUAAAUGCAGACUCCCCCUCAGACAGCUGGAGCGUAGCGCCCGUUAUUCUUUGUGUGAGAGCACAGACCCGAGUUGGGAAGUCGCUCCUCCCACUUCGGUAUGUUCAUGAGCUCACACACGUGGAAGAUGUGCUGUAUUUUAUUGCUCAAAGCGUGUAAACAACCUGUAAUAUCUGUUUCUGUUUAUCUGUUGCUAUUCAGACUCGAGGGGGCGUCACCGGAAUUUCUCCAGUCGGGAACUAAUUCUUCUGAUUAUUCAGAAAUCACAUGAAUGCAACACAAAUGUCCUAUCUUGUAAUGUUUGUGAAACAUAAUGCGUGUAUCCGCCCCGUGAUUCGGGUCUGCUCCAAAAUGUACUGGGUUCUUCUUCGGUCCAUGAUCCACUCUUUCACUAAGUUUCAUGAACAUCGGGGCUGUAGCGUUUCUGUAAUCAGACGGAGCUGAAGGUAGGCGGGUUGGCGGGUUGGCGGAGGUAAAGUGUCAUCCUGGUGCGUUUAACUGGUGAAUACAAACAUGAAAGAAGAAGUUCUCCUGGUCUACAUUUCACUGGAGUUUCAUUACUGUCGACUGCUUUUUAAUUUUCUACAAUACAUUGUAGAUGCCUUCGUAUCGUACUUGAACAUUGUGCACUGAAACACAACAUAUUGACUACUUCAUUAGUUUUAUUGAUGAAUAAACAUGUCUUUGUGUCCAUGUUGUCCAGUGGAUAAAAUAUCCAUAUGUAUAUUGUGUAUACAGUCUACUGUAGCCUUUCUGUCUUACGUGUGUGAAUAUGACGACAUAACUAAACGAAACUUGAAAGAGGGUGGGCAGAAAAAAGGUUUUAUUGAAGGCAAGCUACGCCGGUGACAAAUGGGACGCCAAAGUAUCGAUGGGAACUGAAAUGGUUCUUUUUAUACAGACUUUAUAUGAGAUGCUAUUGGACCAGAGUGACAUUGUUUCUGUCCUGUGUUCAUGGUUCAAUGUGUGUUAUAAAUAAAAACUGACACUUCUCUCCACCA